AUGAUCCGAUGUGGCUUGGAGUUGGCAUUCACUGUCAACUUCACCUUCGCUCUCUUGCCCCACUCUGGUCGCGCCGGGCCCAGCGGCUUUGCGUUUGUGAUUGCCGCAACGGCCAAGGCAGGGAAACCAGGAGGUGUGGGGUACAGCGGGAUGGGAGCUCGGAGCAUAGCCAUUACUUUUGACAUUAAAGAGAGUCACCAGCGCAUGGGGCUGAACAUGAAUGGCAGAGGGGAACCCGUGGUGUCGAAGGUUUCACCAUUCAUGCUCACUGAUGGCAAUUCAUACACGGCGUGGGUGGAUUAUGAGCCUGGGGAUCCGGGCACCUUUCGAGUCUUCUUGGCGAGCUCGAACGAAAAGCCAGAGGAGCCGCUGCUGCUGCAGAAGGGUGUGUCGCUGUGUGCUGUGCUGCGGCCGCGGGUGAAGCAGCAGCGUGCCGCGUUCUCGUUUGGGUUUACGGCGUCUACUGCUUUCCAGCUGCAUGGCAUUCUAUUCUCUGCUGUGCAAACAGGCAAGGCUAUUCUGGGCAGUCCCAAACCCCACUCUCUGGCUUCUGUGCUUAUCUUUCGUCUUGUGUUUUCCUCAACAGGCGCCCCUUCAUCCAAGGUCGUCCAGACCAAGGAGCAAGAGGCCACAUUUGCACCGACUCGAGCCAGUCCCUUUUCGCGCUAUGUGAGUGCGGACUUCAAUCUGUCGGCCACCAGAGCGGACUCGUGGAGCAUUCGUGACUUCCACACGUGGGACAAUGUGCCCUUCCUCAACUGGCCUGUCAAGAACCAAAACGACUGCAAUGGGUGCUGGGCGUAUGCGGUAGUGGCGAGUGUGGAGGCGGCAUACGGCAUUGCAAAGCAGCAGAGCGCUCCUCGGCUGUCAGUGGAGGGUCUCUUUGCGCUCAUGGGUCUCACUGAUUCAGACAAGUGCUUUGCUGGCGGCUCCCCCACCCAGGCUUUUGAGACGCUCACAGCUCUCGAUGCCUCCAGUGGUCUCACAGGGGACAGUGACCUGGCAACAACGUAUCCGGUGCAGGCGUUUGAACGAGCGCAGUUCAAGGGGUAUGUGGGGCUCAUGCUGGCAGUGCAGCGACAGCCAGUGGUGGUUCACAUUGAGGCGUCUCCAACCUUCAUGCUGUAUGAUGGGGGGGACACCUGUGCCUACAUCAGCAGACCGCUCAAGUUCACAGAACUUGAUCUCACCGCACUCAACCCCGGCCUUGACUGCUCCAAGCCCAUCAAAGCCGGCAGCUCCGUGUGCAUUGAGCGCAGUGCUGCCUUUGCAUUCACCGUACCCGAGUGUGUGAGAUACGGCACGCUCACACCUCAAGACACGUGCGAGCGGCUGCUUCAGAGGACAGGCACUUCACCAGGAGGUGUCAGUGCCAUUGAGAAUCAAUGGGCUGCACUGUACCGCAACAAUCCUGGCCUCACUUGCUCUGCCACUAUCCCUUCCUCUGCCUCCGCUGUCGGCAGCAACAUUGGUGUACAGGUGAGGACUGUGAGGGCUGGGGGGAAACCCUCUGGGAUGGGGGAGCACGGAAUGGUGGGCAAAAAUUUGCCUGACAGCAGAGUAUUGGUCGUUCACGAUGGGGAUAUGCAAGAAGGGUAG
Molecule: messenger RNA, 1599 nt
Organism: Closterium sp. NIES-65
Lineage: Eukaryota; Viridiplantae; Streptophyta; Zygnematophyceae; Desmidiales; Closteriaceae
Source: the annotation of a GenBank genome assembly